UCCCUGCCACUGAUCUGCAUGCCGAAGCCAAAAAUCCCCAACCCCCAACCCCAGAAGACAGCGACAGCGACAGCAGCAAUUGCAUCGAAUUCGCCGAACCAAAGACCCGCAAACAACUCUGCAGAGAAAAGCACGAGCAGAAGAAACGGCAACGGGAAAUCGACCUCACUGCAGCCUUUACCAGUCUCGACAUUUCGCAGAAUCAGACAUCGGACGAACAAGUUACCUCCUCACAACCACCGUCUCAAAGUCGCAAGGAAAAGCGCAAGGAAAAGAAGCAACGACACGACUCUGCAAUACCAACACCCACGGAUACCGACGCUGAAUCCCCCACCCCAUCACCCCGCAAAACCCCCAACAAUCCACCAAAGCAAAAACAGCAGCCCCGCCACCCUCCUCCAAGCCUCCCACCCUCUCUAAUGGCGAAACCCGCCGCCCAAACCGCCUUCCCCCUCCUCGUCGCCUCCAUCGGCAACCCGGGUGCCACCUACGCCAACACACUGCACUCAGCCGGGCACAUAGUAACCUCGCACCUAUCGCACGCGAAAAACUACACUCCGUUCCAAAAAGGGCUUUCGGGCCUCGUGUCGCGGCCCUCACCCACGCACCUCGCCUUCGGCCUCACGGGCUUCCGCCGCGUCGAAACAGAGCGCGAUGUCUACGAAGACUGGACGUUUUGGCAGUCGGCGAGCCUGAUGAAUGUGAGUGGGAGUGGGGUCAAGCGCGCGUAUAAUGAGUGGCUGAGGGAGAUACGGCGCGCGACUGGGGAGAGCGGUUUGCAGGGGAGACUGGUGGUUGUGCAUGAUGAGCUGGAGUCGGCGUUGGGCAAGGUCACGGUUAGAGAUGGGGCUUCGAGCGCAAAGGGGCAUAAUGGGAUUAAGAGCUGUCAGCAGCAGCUGGGCGGCGUCAAGUGGUGGCGAGUGGGUGUGGGGAUUGGUAGGCCAGAGAGUCGGGAUCCGAAUGUUGUGAGCAAGUACGUGCUGGGCAAGAUGACGGCGUUUCAGAGGGAUCAGUUGGAGAAGAGUGCUGUGCCGGUCUUCAAGGCAUUGGAGGAUAUUGCUGCAGGGAAGAAAUAGAUGCUGGUGUUGCCGUAGCAUAGGGCGGUGUCGUUGGGCAUUUUGAGGCGUUUGUUUUGGGACGAUACCCCAUUUCCACGCUCACGAGCGUAUCACGAUAGAUGCAUGAGAUAAUGUGAAGAAUAUCAGAUGGAUUCUGUGACUGAG
Exserohilum turcica Et28A is the source of this 1223-nucleotide messenger RNA. RefSeq lists its product as uncharacterized. Gene Ontology annotation, molecular function: peptidyl-tRNA hydrolase activity. The record is from RefSeq and is a predicted model, not a curated record. The coding region runs from base 420 to 1076 and encodes 218 amino acids. Lineage: Eukaryota; Fungi; Ascomycota; Dothideomycetes; Pleosporales; Pleosporaceae. The transcript has a single exon.